ACUCUCUGGCACGGUACAGAUUAGGGCUGUGUCUCAGAGGGCACUUCCUCCCGUCCUGUGUCUGUGUCCGGUCCACAGCAGGAGAGGGGAGCGGGCAGCUGCGCCCAGACGCCGGCCUGCCUCCCAGAAUGGUGGGGAAGAUGGAGAUGGGACCGCGUCCCUCCGCCGGGAGAUCACAGUAUCCAUGAAAAUCAUUUCGCCGUCCUGCUUUAGAGAUGGUGACCUGAAAAAAUGUCUGGAUUUCUAGAAGGCUUGAGAUGCUCAGAAUGCGUUGAUUGGGGGGAAAAGCGCAAUACUAUUGCUUCCAUUACUGCUGGUGUUCUAUUUUUUACAGGCUGGUGGAUUAUCAUAGAUGCAGCUGUUAUUUACCCAACUAUGGAAGAGUUCAACCACUCAUACCAUGCCUGUGGUGUUAUAGCAACCAUAGCCUUCCUGAUGAUUAAUGCAGUAUCGAAUGGACAAGUCCGAGGUGAUAGUUACAGUGAAGGUUGUCUGGGUCAAACAGGUGCUCGCAUUUGGCUGUUUAUUGGUUUCAUGUUGGCCUUUGGAUCUCUGAUUGCAUCUAUGUGGAUUCUCUUUGGAGGUUAUGUUGUUAAAGAAAAACCUACCGUAUACCCUGGAAUUGCUGUAUUUUUCCAGAAUGCCUUCAUCUUUUUUGGAGGACUGGUUUUUAAGUUUGGCCGCACUGAAGACUUAUGGCAGUGAAAGCAUUUCCUACAGACAGGAGCCCUGCAUGGCAUUUUACUGCGCACUCCCAGUCUGUCGUAAUGUCAUUUUCUAAACUUAUUUCUGAGUGUAGUCUCCGCUUAAAGUUGUGUCAUACUAAAAUCAUGAGAACUUCCAGUUUAAAUAACAGAAUAAUCUAUUGUGGUUUGCACUUGAUUAACUUAUAAAAUGUUAAAGGAAAAUAUUUCACACAAGUAAUUUUUUAUAAAAUUUCAUCAUGGUAUAACUUGUAAAAAUAAAAAGAAAUUAUGGCUGUAUCAAUAUGAGUAUUUGUCACACCUGAGGUCCAAAACUACAAUUAAAGUGCUCUAAAGAUUUAAUGUAUUUAUUUAAAUGUGGCAUCUUCAGUGUUAAUGUUAAAUGAAAUAUAAAUAUUUUCUUGUUCUUAAAAACUA
Trichechus manatus latirostris (Florida manatee) is the source of this 1121-nucleotide messenger RNA. It is a transcript of the gene TMEM50A, whose product is annotated as transmembrane protein 50A. The record is from RefSeq and is a predicted model, not a curated record. The transcript is spliced from 7 exons. The coding region runs from base 232 to 705 and encodes 157 amino acids. Gene Ontology annotation, biological process: protein targeting to vacuole; late endosome to vacuole transport via multivesicular body sorting pathway. Lineage: Eukaryota; Metazoa; Chordata; Mammalia; Sirenia; Trichechidae.